This is a messenger RNA of Leishmania braziliensis MHOM/BR/75/M2904, 969 nucleotides long. RefSeq lists its product as hypothetical. Lineage: Eukaryota; Euglenozoa; Kinetoplastea; Trypanosomatida; Trypanosomatidae. Bases 1 to 969 code for a protein of 322 amino acids. The transcript has a single exon. The record is from RefSeq and is a predicted model, not a curated record.
AUGACUGAGGCAGAUGGUGAAGAAGAUGUGCGGCUAAUGAGCCGCGAGGAGCGCAUCGCAAGCUAUCGUGAGCUUGUCGAAGGCCUUGAUGACAUUCUUGCCUCACACGACGCUGACGGUGACCACGAUGGCGAGGAUGCGAUGCAGAUGGCAGCACUGGUGGAGGAGGUAGAGGUGCAGCUGCGCACCCUCGCCCAGCUGCUGAACGACGAGGAGACGAUCCAGGUCACUCCGGGGCUCAUGAGGAAAGUGGAGAAGUCUCCCGAGACCGGAGAGUUGCUGACCGCCAUAGUCUACCCCCCAUUUAGCACGUCCACUGCAGCUUCGUCGUCAUCGGCGUUGCUUCCCGCGCCGUACGAGGUGCUCUUUGACGAGCGUGAGUGGUACCCGUGUGUGAUCACCGGCGUCGUGCCGCCGGCCAAAGAUGUUGACCGGGUUCAGUACAAGGCGUGGAUCUUGGGCCACAACGUGGAGGAGGUCGUGUACAGUGAGGCGCUGCGGCCCUGGCAACCAACCGCCUCCACCAGUGACAUUCAAGGCGGGGUGAGCUGCCACGUCAUUCAUCCACAGACCGGGCGGUAUGUGGAGGGCGUUGUGGACCGACUGACGCUGGAAGAGACAGUGCUCGUGAAGGUACCCGCGGCACCGUCUAUCUCCACCACGGUAUCAACAUCACCUUCAACAGCCACCACCACCACCACCACCACCGUGACGGUGCCGCUGUCCCAUGUGCGAGUCGGCAAGUUCUACUCCCAGCUGCGUCACCGCCCCAAGACAGAGGAGGAGCGGGCGGCACGGCGAGUCGAGCAGGCUCGACUGAAGCGCGAGCGGGUGGCACAGCAGCGGCAACUGGCAGCAGACAAGGUCGCAAAGGAUGCGGAUGACUGGCAGGCACUCAUAGGGGACAUGAUGGGCAUGGACAGUGGUGGCGGCGGUGGUAAGAAGCACAAGCGGCGGCGCACUCAAUGA